This is a messenger RNA of Syzygium oleosum, 572 nucleotides long. RefSeq names its product pathogenesis-related protein PR-4-like. Gene Ontology annotation, biological process: defense response to bacterium; defense response to fungus. Bases 20 to 442 code for a protein of 140 amino acids. The transcript is spliced from 2 exons. The record is from RefSeq and is a predicted model, not a curated record. NCBI's taxonomy places the organism in Eukaryota, Viridiplantae, Streptophyta, Magnoliopsida, Myrtales, Myrtaceae. Gene Ontology annotation, molecular function: RNA nuclease activity.
AUCAAAAACAUCACAUGGUAUGGGGAGGCUUUUUAGCUUUUUCAUGGUAGUUUUGGUUUCUGUCGUGGCCGCUGCUCUUGCUCAGAGCGCUUCCAAUGUCUUGGCAACGUACAAUGACUACAACCCCGAGCAGAUUGGGUGGGACUUGAACGCGGCCCCCGCUUACUGCGCGACCUGGGACGCGAAUAAGCCCCUGGCAUGGCGCAAGGAGUACGGUUGGACUGCCUUCUGUGGCCCGAUCGGGCCUCGCGGACAGGCAUCUUGCGGCCAGUGCUUAAGGGUUACCAACACGAGGACCGGAUCUCAGGAAACAGUGAGGAUCGUCGACCAGUGCAGAAACGGAGGGUUGGAUUUGGACACCGGUGUGUUCCGCAGGUUGGACACUGAUGGAAAUGGCAACGCUCAAGGCCAUCUUAUAGUGAACUAUCAGUUUGUCACUUGAUAAAAGCACAUGCAAAAUGCAACCAUUUCAAGAGUUCUCCAUAAUAUGUGUACCGCAAGAAGAUCAUAUUAAUAAAGAACAAUAACAGUAAGUGCUUUCAAUCAGCAAAACCUGUGGCCAAUCUCUUCCC